AAAGAACAAUGCGAAAUAUACACCAUACAUUUCAAUUUGUAUACAUUUGUACAAUAUAUGUACAUAUUACAUAUAUAUAUAUAUAUAGAUUACAUACAAAUUUGGAAAACACAGAAAAUCAUCAACAGAGAUGAGUGAGUAACAGCAAUACGCCGGCCAGUUGCCGUAGAGCGUUUCAUAAGUGUGGGCGAAUGGAGUCCAACGGCGGCGUUUAAUUUCGCUGUGAAAUGCGAAGAUACAAGUGUUCCAAAAUUUGAUAAGAGUGCAGAACGAUAUUAUAUAAAGUAUUUAAAUAAAAAUAGAUAAACGAAAUACAGUUACGUGUAGUAUAUGGCAAACGGAAAACAACAAGUGUUCGCGUUUGUAUAAACAGUUGUAUAAAUACAUUUCAAAAUAUAAAGUGUAAACAAAGUUCAUAUUGCUGGUGAAGAGUUCAUUAAAAAUAGGAACACUUCCGGACAUAGUCGAAACACUACAAUAUUCAACAGUCAUAGACAGAAAAUGUUCUCCACAUCCGGCUACGAUCGACUCUAUGUCCGAAGCUCUUCCGGUUUAGCCAAAUUGCUAUGUAUGCUAUUUGCUGUGGCUGGCAUUGUAUGCAUUGUCGUUAGCACCGCGCCAGUGACGAAUUUGCGCGGUCUCAUCUAUAUGUGUGUGAUGGCGUUCGCCUGCCUCGGCAGUGCGCUGGUGUUUUUGAACAAUUUUUGUGAAAUGCGUCUUUGUAGGCGCCACUUUUGCAAUGCCACUAAGUUCGAGCUGUUUCUACAUACCACACUGGCUGUGCUGUGUUUUCUCUCCUCAUCCGCCGCGCUGACACUGGCGCUGGUGACCUACUCCAUUGCAGCGUUUUUCGGCUAUGUUGCAUUCUGUCUGUAUGCCUUGGAGGCCUGGUGUAACUACAGAAGAUAUCGUCAGCGCGAUAUGAGCACACAAACGUAGUGGUGUGUGUGUGGGUGUAUGAAGGUUGUUGCCGAUAACAGUAUUUUCGCUGUUUAGGAAAUAUUUCACAAAUAUAUGAGGAUAUUACUCAUGGCGAUAUCACUCCCUGCCUCCAAUGAAGUACAUACUACUAUUGUAAUUCAAAUUAUUUUGGACUUCACUAGAAUAAGUGUAUAUAUUAAAUGUUAUAUAUUACUCUGAAAUUGCAAUGACUGAUGUAGCUUUGACUCAGAAGCCGAAUAUUUGAUUGAUUUUCAAAAAAUACCAAAAUACUCUUGCACAGUCAGCCGACUUUUUUUAUUUUAUUUAAAAGUAUUUAGUAGUAUAUAAUCGCUUUACAUAUAUUUGACUUUAUUAUUGAAAAUACCAAAUAUGUAGUUGACGUCAUUAAAGUAAGUUGAAAAUUAUACAGUAAAUAGUAUGAAUUUGCUGAAUAAUAUAGAGUGGCGUUUCCUUUGCUAUAAUAUAUACGUAUAUGUAUUUCCAUUGGUUCGCUAAAGAUGUCAUUAUGGUUCAGAUAUUAGCAUGCCUACUCAACGCAAAUUAUUAUUUCAUUGAUAUUAAAUAACUGUUUGUUGAAACUGUAUUCAUUUUUAAGAAUUAUUUUAAAUUUUUGUCAACUUUUUAUCUAAACAAUAUAUCUAUUUGUAUUCAUUGUAAUAUUAUAAUUUUCCCGAAAAUAUCAAGUUAAUGAAAAGCAAAAACACUUCCUUAACACCCCAAUUGUGUAAGGCUACUGACGAUCAGUCGCCAGACUAUACUGUGACUAGAAUACAUAUUACGAUAAACUAUUUGUCUCAGUUGCCUAGGAUACGCAGAUAACAGCCCUAAGUUUAAAUUUUUGACUAUUACUUAGAAAGUAUUUGGUAGCAUUGUUCAAAUCUGAGUGACAAUUUGUGCAGUUAAAAAUACGAAUUUGAAUUAAAAUAAAACAAUAAAUAUGUUGAGUAGUUA
Molecule: messenger RNA, 1893 nt
Organism: Zeugodacus cucurbitae (melon fly)
Lineage: Eukaryota; Metazoa; Arthropoda; Insecta; Diptera; Tephritidae
Exons: 3
Coding region: 502-939 (145 amino acids)
Cellular component (GO): membrane
Source: RefSeq, a predicted model, not a curated record